AUGCCCCUCCGACUCGACUCUCGUUCCCAGACUCCUCCACCCGACGAUCCGUCCCGUCCAGCUUUCACGAUCGACCGUAAUGAUCGCGCGUACGUCAAGCAAUACGCCAACCUGUACUGGCUCCGACUCGUCGUCCUGCGCCCGAGGGUGUUGAAGAAUGCGAAAGCGAAAUGGACCGAGGCAAAGGGUCAGUCGGGAGGGGAGGAAAGGCGAUGGCUUUGCGAUGUGCGACGCGUCGAGUCGCGUCACGUCCAUCAGGAUGGCCGAGCGGAACUAGACGUUUACAACAUCAUGGGGGUGCUCUCUUUCGGUAUGCAAAGGAACUCAUAGUAACUCUGCUUUCGUUCUACAGACUCUCCGCAACACGUUCCUCGCAUGCUCGACGUCAAGGCCGGGGUGCAAUGCUACAUCAUCGGCACCGUCUACAUGGACAUGCCGCUCAAGCCCAACGUGCUCGAAGACCUUGCACGCGAGGUGUGUACCUUCCCUCGGUUAUGAUGGAAGUCGAGUCGAAAUAUCCCCCUCACUGACUUUGGGUUCUUGUCCCCGUUAUCAGCACUACAUCGCCGCUCCUCCGCCGAGACGAAAGUUCUGCUCCGUCUCGGACGAGAUCAUGCUUGAGGAUGAAUCAGGUCGUGUUCGACUCGUCGGGCCGGCGAUCGAAAAAGCGGCCGGGACGUUCGUAACAGGUAAGGCAUCUUCUUUCCCAAAAAAACGCUUUCAGCUGCUGGAAAGAAAGAGACCGACUUUGAUCUUCGAACGAGCAGGGACGAUCAUGGCCGCACUAGGUAAAGAACUUCCCUCCGGCGACUUCCACGUCACGGACUUUUGUUAUGCCGGUCUACCCCCACCUGCACCCAUCACCGAGGAUGCGGGUGCGAUGAACGUCUCGGACGAAGGUCGGCCCGAAGAAUGGGUCGCGAUCGUGAGUGGGUUGGAGAUGGGGGAUCAGGAUCGGACGCAGGAGAUGAGGAGGGAGUUGUUGGUCGAGUACCUAUUGGGUGAAUUGGGUGGGAAUGAGGUACGUUCCAUCGAGUAGAUUCUCUCAGCUUGUUUCGAUGAAGCCACUAAGUAGCUGCCAGAUGUGGGGGGCGUAUCACAGCUUUCGGAAGAAGCGGCCAAGAUCACGCGAGUGAUCCUAGCAGGCAACUCGAUGGCCCAACCCGAACCGAUCGACGAUGCCACCACCUCCCAUAUCAACGGUACCACCUCGACCUCAACAGAAAAGAAGCCCAAGCGAUACGGCUACGACGCUUCCAUCUAUUCCGCCAAACCCGCUUCAGCAUUGGACGCAUGGUUGGAACAGAUCUUGCCGAGUAUGAACGUCGAUUUGAUGUCGGGUGAAUCGGAUCCUGUGGCGCCGACGAUGCCGCAGGCCAAGUUGCAUCCGGCGAUGUUGCCCCUUGCGAGUGGGUACGAGGGUUUCAAGUCGAGGAUGAAUCCGAGUUGGUUUCAAAUCGGGCACGCCAAGUGAGCUCUACUCUGAUCGUUAUAAGCCGAUUUGGGGCUGAUCCCUUCCCUGUUCUGACGCUUUUCAGCUUUCUGGGAACGAGCGGGCAAACGCUGGACGACAUUUUCAAGUACUUGACCUCGGAGGACCGCCUGGGAGUGGCGGUCAAGACGUUAGAAUGGUCGCACAUCGCACCGACGUGUCCCGAUACGUUAUGUGCGUCGUCAGCGAAAAGUCUGAUUUGAUGAUCUCAGAAGCCUAAUCACCCACUUCUAUCCUUUCAGGGUGCUACCCCUUCUCCGACCGCGACCCGUUUAUCCUCCACUCGACCCCUCAAGUCUACUUCAUCUCGAACCAACCCCAAUUCGAAACCCAACUACUCGAACAUCCCUCCCCAGAAGCAGGUGGUGAACCCCUGAGGACGCGUCUGAUCCUCGUACCCAAAUUUUCGCACACGGGUCAGGUCGUGUUGGUUAAUUCGAGGAGCUUGGAGGUCAAGGUGGUGGGUUUUGAGGUGUAG
This is a messenger RNA of Microbotryum saponariae, 1970 nucleotides long. Lineage: Eukaryota; Fungi; Basidiomycota; Microbotryomycetes; Microbotryales; Microbotryaceae. The record is from the annotation of a GenBank genome assembly.